AUGGAGACAGGCGAAGAUCAGCAGAAAGAUCUCUCCUUUGCAUCCUCCAGCAACAGCGACAUCGACGCGCUACUCGACUCAGCGAUUUUCGAGCUGCAGAUUGAGCUCAAGACCCCACUCGGCGCGGUCUUGGCCACCACACGCCACCGUGUAGCGCCUCAACGAAGCCACGAAACGCAUCAAGUCGAGUUCGAUCUCGACGCCCUGCUCAGCUUUGGCCAUCGAGAUGAUGGCGAUGACGUUCAGCUCAUCCUGUCCCUCCGCCUCGCCACGCCCGACGCUCCUACGUGGCUGGUCAUCGACGAACAGCGACUCCACUCCUUCGCCUUUGUGCGGGCCACCGACCACAACGACGCCGCGGGCGUGGUGCGGGUCGACUACCGCCGGCCGGGCUCACGCGGCGGCACAGUACUGGUGGGCGGCGACCAUACGCCCUUCUUCCCCUUCGCCUUCUUCUACAACUGGGGCGGCUAUCUGCGCGAGACAGAGCGCGGGCUGGAGCUGUUGGACGAGGUCGCAUCGGCGGGGUUCAACGUGAUCCACCCGGUGUCGCCGUUCGACCCGCCCACCACGCCCGCGGGCCACUCGCUACACGAUUGGUUCGAUCGGUGCCACCAGCUGGGCCUGCGCUUCCACUACGACCUCCGCCACUCCUACAAGAACCUCACCCAGGUGCAACUUGAGGUGGAGGCCUACAGAGGUCACCCGGCCUUGCUGUCAUGGUACAUCGCAGACGAGCCAGACGGUCCUGGCGACGACCCCGCACUCGCCGUGGCCGCGUAUCGGCUGGUGAAAAGGCUCGACCCGCGCCACCCCGUGUCGCUGGUGCUGAAUUGCCGCGACAGUUCGCCAUCGUUUCUCGACGCCACCGACAUCAUGAUGACCGACGUCUACCCCAUUGGAAUUGACACGACGCGGUGCAAUGCCACGUUCGGUGUGUGCGGCUGUGACGGGUGCGAGGGUCGUCCCUCCGACGUGGCCCAUCGACUGGACCACUACCGCAGGUCGUGGCCGCCUGCGCUUCGGCAUCGCAUGCCCAUCUGGAUAGUGUUGCAGGCGUUUGGGGGCGAACAUCAUUGGUCGCGGCUGCCCACUCCGCAAGAGAUCCGGCUCAUGACCUAUCUCGCACUCAUGCACGACGCCAACGGAAUAUUCUAUUGGUUGUAUCCGAUAGGCGACGGUGAUGACGCCACGGCCCUGGAGGCAGAGAUCGGGCGCCUGUGCCGCGAAGUGCUGCAAACGCUGGCGCCCUUCAUCAUCGCUGCCGGAAGCCAGAGCGGCGUCGAGAUCUCUGCGUCGAGCGCCGGGGUGCAUAUCAGGGCGUGGACGAAUGGGUCGGGCGACGGAGCGAUUCUCCUCCUCGUCGCCAACACGCGCGAAGAAACAGUGACGGCGAGCAUUGAGGUUCCUUGGCCUGGUCUGUGGGGCACGCGGAUGAGGCGGCUCUUCGUGGCGGAUGGUGAUGGCGACGCUGCGGAUCAGCUCGGGCUCUCGACAAUUCGAUUGACCCUGGCGGCCCUCGAAACGCGGGCCUACCUCCUCGUACCACCGCAGCCAAUCGAUCCCCUCGCUUUGCUGCUCGCCAAGCUUGAACUUCAUCAACAUCAACAACACCAACGUUAA
Molecule: messenger RNA, 1623 nt
Organism: Acanthamoeba castellanii str. Neff
Lineage: Eukaryota; Discosea; Longamoebia; Acanthamoebidae
Exons: 9
Coding region: 1-1623 (540 amino acids)
Source: RefSeq, a predicted model, not a curated record